Molecule: messenger RNA, 1668 nt
Organism: Recurvomyces mirabilis
Lineage: Eukaryota; Fungi; Ascomycota; Dothideomycetes; Mycosphaerellales; Teratosphaeriaceae
Exons: 2
Coding region: 1-1668 (555 amino acids)
Source: RefSeq, a predicted model, not a curated record
AUGAACUAUCGUCAACUCACCCCUCCAACUCUGUUGGAGACUGACUGCUAUGAAGUGCAAUGCCCUGGUGGCAGCGCCAGCACAGUCGGCGUAGACUUCGACUGGUCACCAGAAACGGCAAUAACAUCUGCUACUACGCCACCGCAUUCGCCUCCAAGGGCACGAGAGUGUGAGCCAACGCUCUUGCCUAAGAUCCGACCUCAGGAUCAGCUUCUGGAGCCGGGUAAUAUCCCAUCAUACUAUGGUCAUUCCAGGACAGCAUCUCUGCCAAGCCACUGUCUGCCACAGCAGUAUCAACAGCCAUCAUGCUACCCAAGUACAGAGAGACAUUCGGUCAGUCCGCCCGCCUUGAUGUACCUUGCAUCACCCCUGUCCGUGCCAUCUCCUUUCGACCACAUGAUCAACGACGAAGCAAGCUCGCGAAGACCUUCGCUCCACAAUGUAAGCGUAGAUGCUUCUAUGCUCAGUCGAUAUGGUUAUCCAACCUAUCGUCAUAGCCCGACACCGCAGCCGGUAAUCCAUGGCCUGCCAAUGACAAGAACGCCUAGCGCUAUGAGCUUUCUCGCACCAAUUGUCAUGCAAGGGAGCGGCAUGCAGUCCUACCCGCAACGUCGCCGGACAGCCAGUCCACCUGCUCGACCAUCCCAGCUGUCACAUGAGGUAGAAUACGAUCCAGCUCUCGAUCUCGAGACGAUCACUACUUUGAACUACCUCACGUCGACCAACCCAGCGCCGUCUCUUGUGCAAAAGACAGCCGAGCCACGUCGCGGUCAGGACACUCACUUCUGGUACGAUGUUCGAAACGUCAGAGCCUGGUCACACUUCGAUGUUCGCACCAUCACUGCUGUCCCGGAAUUAUGGAAGCUGCUGCAAACGCCUGUGGCACGGCGUAUGCUACCAGAAGCUGGCCGUGUAAACACUAGUCCAGAGACAUCAGCACAGCUGGUCGACGCCUGUGCGCAGCAUCAUGCGGUCAAGGUCAACGCUGCACUAAAGCUUGCACAAGGCGAUAAGCACAUGGCUAUGCGAACACUGAAGCUUACUCCUAGCAGUCGACAACAGCCGGAGUUCGUUUCGAGCUACCAAUCAGAUGCUGAAAAGACCAUAUAUGGUGAUGGUCGAGGCAGGGUUGUCGGCAUUGUGAAGUGCCAUGACCAAUGGAACUCCGGCAUGCGUAACGGCGACCCGACAGCUCGUGUUGACUACUUGCAGACACUGGCAAAGCUGCAGCGUUUCAUGCGGGAGCACGGUACACGGUACGGCUUCAUCAUGACCGAAAUCGAGCUCGUUUGCGUACGUGCAGGUGGUCCACCUUCUGAGGAGACAGAUAAGCCACUAUUCGGCUUCCUUGAAGUCGCGGCUGCCAUACCCAUCGCUGCUUCUGGCAACAAUGAGAACGGCAACCUGCAAAUGACAACCGGCCUCGCUCUCUGGUGGCUACAUAUGCUGGCUCGAGACGAGUUGUUCCCAGGACAGUAUCGCUGGCGACUGAAUGUUGGUCCACCUGGCGAGCUUACGCGCCAGAAUCAUCUGAAUGACAGAGAUUCUUGGAUGCCGAAGCCGACGCAGAAGGAGAAGCGUGAUGCGAAGCGGGUGAGAGGAUGGGUCUUUCCGGACGAACCGCUGUCCAAGCGUGAAUGUGGAAAGAUGAAGCGUGUCAAGGCUUAG